AUGCGCACUGUUCCAGCAUUGGAGAGGAUCGAGGGAGAUGGAAGCUCUUAUAAAACGGGAUUCUUUCUACUUAUAUUUGGAGUUUCCUUUCUAUCCGCUGGAGUCAUUAUUGCUACCUUUGGGUUCCAGUCAUGUGAUCGUAAUGGUGGCAGCUGCAAUGUGAUUCUAAAGGCAACCGGACCAAGUUUGUGUGGCAUUGCAUUGGUAUUCUUACUCCUAGCGCGAUCCAAGUCUCUGGUGAAUCUGAGGCAGCUGGCCCAAUCAGCAGAUCAAAGAUGCUUUCUGUCAUGCAGUGAGCAGGACACUUUUGCUCGUUUCCUUAUUUUUGGCAUCCUCUUUUGUUUCAGCGGAGUGCUGUUGACUAUGAUCGGAGUUUGGGCAAUCAGCUGCCCUGGCACCAAGGAAGGUGAAGGAUUCAAUUUAAAGAGUAAAACUAAUGGAAAUGAGAAAUGUAAACUACUCUUCUUGCAAAUUAUGGGCCCAGUGGUAACAUUUAUUGGUAUUUGCUUCUUGCUAAUUGCCCAUGUCAAAAAGAAGGUAACAUUAAAUCCAGAAGAAGAAUGCCCAUCCAGAAGUAAUCAACAGCCACAUAGAUCAGGACCAUGUCAAAUAGCAAUAGGUAAGUGA
This is a messenger RNA of Hemiscyllium ocellatum (epaulette shark), 627 nucleotides long. RefSeq names its product transmembrane protein 171-like. The record is from RefSeq and is a predicted model, not a curated record. The coding region runs from base 1 to 627 and encodes 208 amino acids. The transcript has a single exon. NCBI's taxonomy places the organism in Eukaryota, Metazoa, Chordata, Chondrichthyes, Orectolobiformes, Hemiscylliidae.